CCAGAGACAGUCAGGUUGUGGUUCCGGUUCCGUCGCGGAGACACGUGAAGGUCGGUGAGUUGGUACGGAGUUUGUCUUGGCAAGUGUGGCGGCGCUGGGAUGGAUUCCUCUUCGUCUUCGUCCGCGGCGGGUUUGGGCUCGGUGGACCCUCAACUGCAACAUUUCAUCGAGGUGGAGACUCAGAAGCAGCGUUUCCAGCAACUGGUGCACCAGAUGACGGAACUUUGUUGGGAGAAGUGCAUGGACAAGCCUGGGCCAAAGUUGGACAGUCGGGCUGAGGCCUGUUUUGUGAACUGUGUUGAGCGCUUCAUUGAUACAAGCCAGUUCAUCUUGAAUCGACUGGAACAGACCCAGAAAUCCAAGCCAGUUUUCUCAGAAAGCCUUUCUGACUGAUCUCAGCAUUAACGUCUUUGGAAAAGGAAGGUACUUCAAGAAAUGAAGAGCGGUUGAUGGGAUAAUUGAAGAAAAGGCAAUGGGGGAAUUGGCUUCCACCUUUGUCACUCUUAGGACAUCCUGUCAUCUGAUUAUGAACAAAGACCAAUACGUGUGUGU
Lontra canadensis (Northern American river otter) is the source of this 552-nucleotide messenger RNA. RefSeq names its product translocase of inner mitochondrial membrane 8A (gene TIMM8A). The record is from RefSeq and is a predicted model, not a curated record. The coding region runs from base 100 to 393 and encodes 97 amino acids. NCBI's taxonomy places the organism in Eukaryota, Metazoa, Chordata, Mammalia, Carnivora, Mustelidae. The transcript is spliced from 2 exons.